Molecule: messenger RNA, 561 nt
Organism: Spirometra erinaceieuropaei
Lineage: Eukaryota; Metazoa; Platyhelminthes; Cestoda; Diphyllobothriidea; Diphyllobothriidae
Source: the annotation of a GenBank genome assembly
AUGCCAACGCACAACCGCCGUCAACGUGUCCACGAUGCCAACGGACAUUCCAGGCACGAAUUGGACUUGUUGGACACCUUCGGACCAACUGCAUCACACAGACUGCGCCAAUCGUCGUCUAUCCGUCCACUUCUCCCUCGCCUCCCACGCCAUAAACUAACGUUGACCGCCUCCCCCGAACCACCACUUCCAUCCUCCUCCUCCUCCUCCUCCUCCUCCUCCUCCUCCUUUCCUACUGCCUCAACGUCUGCCGCUGUGGCGUCUGCCACGCACACCAACAUUAAACACAAUCCUGACACGCCAACAAACACCAACACCACCACCGUCCAUACCAGUGGUGAGCAUCUGGUCAAUACUUGUCCUAAUUGUGACCGCACCUUCACCUCACACAUCGGUCUGGUCGGUAACUUGCGAAUUCAUCGCACAGAGACUGGAGAUUCAGUGCCUGAAGCACCAACCUACACUCGCGACAUCCGUCUCCACAGUCUGCACUGUCCUUGCACAUUUAUUCACCGCAUGGUUCUAUUAGGCCACAUGCGCGUUUACGCAAACCCGCGGUAG